Molecule: messenger RNA, 783 nt
Organism: Penicillium brevicompactum
Lineage: Eukaryota; Fungi; Ascomycota; Eurotiomycetes; Eurotiales; Aspergillaceae
Product: SDR family NAD(P)-dependent oxidoreductase
Exons: 4
Coding region: 1-783 (260 amino acids)
Source: RefSeq, a predicted model, not a curated record
AUGUCUGACUUGACCGGUGUCUCCCUCAAGGGUAAAACUGCCAUUGUCACUGGCUCCUCCCGCGGAAUUGGUGCCGGUAUCGCUAUUCUGCUUGCCAAGCGAGGUGCCAAUGUUGUGAUCAACUAUGUUUCCGAGGGCAGCAAGAAGAGGGCUCAGGAGAUCGUUGAUCAAGUUCAGCAAAUUGGAACCAAGGCCAUUUUGUGCCAAGCCAGUCUUAUGAACCUCGAUGAGCAUCAAAGACUUAUCGAUGCGGCACUGAAGAUCAGUGAUACCGGAAAAAUUGAAAUCAUAAUUCACAAUGCUGCUCUCGGCCUGGAGGCAAAUUUGGUCGACACAUCACUCGACUUGUACACAACUCAUUUCGACUGCAAUGUCCGCGGACCAAUUUUCCUGACUAAGCUGGCUUUGCCGCACUUGCCGCGAGGAGGUCGUAUUGUCUUCAUCUCUUCGGCUGCUGCUCGCCUCGGUGUUGCCGGACACACUGUAUACGGCCCAACCAAAGCAGCAAACGAGGCUCUGGUCCGGGUUUGGGCGAAAGAGCUGGGUCACUCCCACGGAAUCACUGUCAACUGUGUUAACCCAGGCCCUGUCGCGACCGAUCAAUGGUUCCAAAGUGAUGAACAGUUCCUUAAGGAUAUGCAGCCCUUGAUUGACGAGACACCCGCGGCUCCUAGGGUAGGUGAAGUUGAUGAUAUCGCUCCUCUGGUUGCUUUCCUUUGCAGCGAGGACGCCAAGUGGACUACUGGCUCGGUUCUGUCGGCCAAUGGUGGUCUCUACAACUGA